Pyricularia grisea is the source of this 5749-nucleotide messenger RNA. RefSeq lists its product as uncharacterized. The record is from RefSeq and is a predicted model, not a curated record. Gene Ontology annotation, molecular function: metal ion binding; methylcrotonoyl-CoA carboxylase activity; ATP binding. The transcript is spliced from 3 exons. Bases 31 to 5565 code for a protein of 1844 amino acids. NCBI's taxonomy places the organism in Eukaryota, Fungi, Ascomycota, Sordariomycetes, Magnaporthales, Pyriculariaceae. Gene Ontology annotation, cellular component: mitochondrion.
GCCAAGAAACGCCCAGAUCAACGUCCAGUCAUGAUUGGUAGAAUAGAUGACACCAAUGGCGACGAACUGCGGUUACCGUUGACCAUCCCCGAAUGGAAAAAUGCCAACGCAGCUGGCGGUGGCUUGGAACGGCUUCUGUUGCUGCUGGACAAUGAACACAAGGCACAAUCCAACGCCUGGAUCUCAUUAGCGACCGAAGAGUCUGUCCGCCAACAAUGGGAGGCUGCCCAAGCAGCCAAGACCAAUGGAGCUGAUGUCCCCUUAUUUGGCGUCCCAUUCGCCGCCAAGGACAACAUCGAUGCCAUUGGCUUUCCCACUACCGCCGCUUGUCCGGCUUUUUCUAAUGGACCCGUGGAUGCCGAUGCCACAGUCAUCUCUCGGCUGAAAGGCGCUGGCGCCAUCCUGAUUGGCAAGACCAAUCUCGACCAGUUCGCUACCGGCCUGGUGGGCACUCGAUCUCCAUACGGCGCAGUGCCCAACACCUUUGACCCUGAACGUGUCAGUGGCGGGUCGAGCUCCGGGAGCGCCGUGGUCGUCGCGCGGGGCACCGUGCCUUUUUCACUCGGUACAGACACCGCCGGCUCCGGUAGGGUCCCGGCUGGUCUGAACAACAUCAUUGGUCUGAAACCAACCAGGGGCGCCAUCAGCACAACCGGCGUAUUGCCUGCUUGCCGAACACUAGAUUGCGUCUCCAUAUUUGCUUUGACGGUUGACGAUGCUCGGGAAGUUCUUGCCGUUGCCGAGGGGCAUGAUCCCUCAGACUCAUACUCUCGGUCACGGCCAUCUCUGCCUGUCGAGCUUGCCAUCUCACAAUCUCUCACGUUCGCCAUUUGCAAAGAUCCAAAUUGGUUCGGGGCCGCUGACAGAGUGUUAGCCUAUGAUGCUGCGCUCGACAGAGUAAGAGAGGCAGGAGUUGCCUUGGAGGCAGUUGAUUUCUCAGACCUGUUUGAGCUUGCAAGUCUACUCUACGAAGGCCCGUGGGUGGCCGAGAGGUAUGCUGCUAUUCGAUCCCUUAUCGAGCAGGACCCGGCAGCUCUGGACCCUACUGUCCGCAACAUCAUCCUCAAGGCCAACGGGUUCAGCGCAGCCGACCUCUUCGAUGCACAAUACAGGCGUCAAUAUCUUGUCAAGAAGAUUGCUGCGGCCUAUGCCAAGUAUGAUGCAAUCCUCGUGCCGACGGCUCCCACGUUCCCGCUACUCCGGGAUGUCGCGCAAGAACCGGUCAGGGAAAACUCGCUUUUGGGCACCUACACCAACUUUGUAAAUUUUAUGGACUGGUCGGCCCUUUCUAUCCCUGCCGGCUUCUGCGCACAAGAGCUUCCAUUUGGCAUCACGCUCAUCUCAAACACUUGGGAGGAGCCGAAAUUAAUCUCCUUGGCCAAGGCGUUCCUCUCGACGGGUAAGAGGCGCCUAGGCGCAACCGAUACCCUUUAUCAAGAGCCUGAGGUAGAAACACAAAUCCCCUCUGUGGAGAGAAGCAUUCCCUCAGAGACUAUCUCUGUAGCCGUCGUUGGAGCACACCUGCGUGGGUUUCCCCUCAACAAGGAUUUAACGUCGAGGGGGGCCGUAUUCUCAAUAGCCACGAAAACGGCGCCUCGAUACCAUCUAUUCUCCCUGGAGGCUGCCGAGGGCGCCAUACGAAAACCUGGCCUGCGGCGAGUCGGCAAAGACGAAACUGGUCACUGCAUUGAGAUCGAGGUCUGGAACCUGCCAAAGGCUCAAUUUGCUAGCUUCUUUACCACGAUACCAAGUCCUCUGGGUCUUGGCUCCAUUGAGCUUGCGUCAGGCUCCUGGGUCUGUGGUUUCAUUUGCGAGCCUGCUGGCGUGGACGGUGCGGAGGAUAUUAGCCAUUAUGGAGGCUGGAGGCACUACAUGGCAGCCAAGGAAGAAAAUCCUACGUCUCCUCUUGACUGCAAUAUCGAAGUUCCUCUACGGCCGAUCAAGUCGAUUCUGAUAGCCAACCGAGGUGAGAUAGCGGUCCGCAUCAUCAAAACCCUCCGAACCAUGGGCAUCAAGUCCAUCGCCAUCUAUUCGACCCUCGAUGCAGCAGCCGAGCAUGUCCAAAUCGCCGACGUGGCCUGGCCGCUUGUUGGUGACACUGUCAGCGAGACAUACCUUUCCCACAACCAGAUACUGGACGCCGCCAAGAAGACGGACGCAGAUGCGGUGAUCCCAGGGUACGGCUUCCUCGCCGAAAACGCCGAUUUUGCCGCCAAAGUCGAGGAAGCAGGUCUUGUCUGGAUCGGUCCGACGCCAGACCAGAUGCGCGAUCUGGGGUUGAAGCACCGAGCUCGCGAGAUCGCCGAAGCCGCUGGCGUUCCUACAGUCCCAGGCACGGCGCUGCUCAACGACAGCGCGCAGGCGAUGGCUGAAGCGGGCAGGAUCGGUUUUCCUGUCAUGAUAAAGAGCACCGCCGGCGGUGGCGGCAUUGGACUGCGCGUAUCACACGAUGUAGUAUCGCUCAAAGAGGACUAUGAGAGCGUCCAGAGACUGGCAGCUUCUAAUUUCGGCGAUGCUGGUGUUUUUAUGGAGCGGUUUGUCCAGCGAGCGCGCCACAUUGAGGUGCAGGUCCUGGGUGACGGGAAAGGGGCUGUUAUUACCGUCGGCGAGAGAGACUGUUCUCUCCAGAGGCGCAACCAGAAAGUCGUCGAGGAGUGUCCAGCCUUCUUUGUACCUCGCGAGGUACGGCAGAGAAUGCGGAAGGCUGCUGUUGAUCUCGCUUCAGCAGUCAGUUAUCGCAACGUUGGUACGGUUGAGUUCAUCUAUGAUGUUGACAAGGAGGAUUUCUUCUUUCUUGAGAUGAACACGCGUCUUCAGGUUGAGCAUCCGGUAACGGAAGAAGUCAUGGGCCUGGACCUCGUCGAGUCGAUGGUUCAGGUCGCAAGCGGCCAAGCUAUCACCUACCAACCUCAAGCUGUCGAUACUGACGACAAGUUCUCGAUCGAAGCUCGCAUUUAUGCCGAAUCUCCGUUGCAGAGCUUUAAUCCGUCGUCAGGCAAGUUGCUGGACGUCCAAUUUCCCGACAACGCCCGUGUUGACACGUGGGUUCGUUCCGGAACACAGUUGUCGUCCUAUUAUGAUCCUCUGAUUGCCAAGAUCAUCGCAACCGACUGUUCUAGAAGCGCAGCCAUUGACAGGCUUCUUGAGGCUCUGAGGUCAACAAAAAUCACUGGCGUCGAGACCAAUGUAGAAUACGUGGCCCAGAUCGUUGCAUCACCAGAGUUUAGGGCCGGCAAUUUCACCACCAAAACUCUGGAUACGUUUGCUUACCAGCCAAGAGCCAUCGAAGUAUUGGAGCCUGGUCCAGGUACGACAGUACAGGAUUAUCCAGGUCGAACUGGUUACUGGCACGUAGGCAUUCCCCCCUCGGGUCCGAUGGACAACUGCUCCCUCCGAAUGGCAAACAAGCUUGUGGGCAACGAGGAGGGUGCCGCAGGACUUGAAUGUAGUAUCCAAGGCCCGAAGUUAUUGUUCCACUGCGAUGCGGUCGUGGCCGUGGCUGGGGCUCUGGCCGAUGUCGCCAUUGAUGGGCAGAUGGUCGAUUCCACAAAAGCUAUUCAGAUCCGAAAAGGCCAAUCUCUAUCCGUAGGCAUACCAAGAUCCGGCUGCCGUUCUUACAUUGCCUUUCAAGGUGGAGGUCUUCAGGUGCCCGACUUCUAUGGCAGCCGAUCAACGUUUACGCUUGGAAGACUCGGAGGUCACAACGGGCGGGCGCUUCAGUGCGGGGACCUGUUACGACUGGAACACCAGCCAGUGAGCGAAGCAAUGCGGUCUGAACCAGUCGCACUCCCAAGACUUCCAGUCCCUACUGGCCCGGUAUCGCAAUGGAAGGUUGCUGUCAUCCCCGGUCCGCAUGGCUGUCCGGAUUUCUUCAUCACCAAAGGAUACCAGGAGCUGUUCACCGCGUCUUGGACAGUCCACUACAACAGUAACCGGUCGGGCAUCCGUCUCAGGGGGCCUACGCCGCAGUGGGCACGUGCAGAUGGCGGUUCUGCCGGCCUCCACCCGUCAAACAUACAUGACAGCCCGUAUGCGAUAGGGAGCAUCAGCUUUACGGGAGAUGAUGCGGUGGUGCUGACGGGGGAUGGGCCCAGCCUAGGCGGCUUUGUAGUGUUUGCUACCGUGAUCACGGCUGAAAUGUGGAAGUUUGGACAGAUGCGACCUGGCGACCAGAUUCAGCUCGUGCCGGUUCAUAGGAACUGGGCGCUCGAUCAAGCAGCCAUCCUGGACCAGACUGUUGAAAAACUUGUUGAUCUUCCCGACUGGUCAGCAACUGAGGCGGCUGGUACUUUAACACAGGAGCAUCUCACCUCUCAGGCAGUCACUCUUGUAGACGGAGAGGACGGAGUGAUCUGUCGGCCGUUUGGUGACCGGGCUUUACUGCUUGAGUUUGGACAGCACGACGGAUUCAAUCUACUACAAACCUUCCAAAUCGCAAGCCUCGUACGGCAACAUAAAGCAUCCCCAAUCCCGAACGUCGAAGAGCUGGUUCCCGGUGUCCGUACGUUGCUUGUCCUGUGCCACACGCUAGCAACAGUUAACAAGGCGUUGGACGAGCUCAAGUCACGGGUACCGGCUCUCAUACAAGACCUCCCGACCGCGCUCCCGUCUCGUCGUGUUCGAUUGCCAUUUGUCUUUGACGACAGUGUCUCCCAGGCGGCUGUCGACCGCUACAUGACCACGAUCCGCAGCUCGGCGCCGUACCUCCCGAGCAACGUGGAAUUCUUGCGCGAGCUCAACUUCCCCAAUGAGGGCGUGGGAGCCGUCCGGGAGGUGCUGGAAAGCGGUGAAUUUUUGGUGCUGGGGCUAGGCGACGUCUACCUUGGCUCUCCUUGCGCUGUGCCGCUGGACCCUAGGCAUCGAUUGUUCGGCACCAAGUACAACCCGUCUCGGUCCUUUACGCCCCGAAACUCGGUCGGCAUCGGCGGUCAGUACAUGUGCAUCUAUGCGACGGACUCGCCAGGCGGUUACCAGCUCCUGGGGAGGACAGCUCCAAUCUGGGACACGUAUGGAGGUGGUAGUAGUAGCAGCAGCGGAGGACCUGCCUGGAUGUUCCGGCUGCUGGACCGCAUCUCAUCCCACCCCGUUCCCGAGGAAACACUGGACGCCGCCAUCGCAUCCGGCAAGUAUCAUGAGCUCAUAAGCAUCGAGGAAGAUGCGUUGAAUCUCCAAGACUACGAAAAGUGGCUGAAAGACAACGCCCAAGACAUCGAGCAGGUCGUGCAGCAGCGUGUCCAGGCUGUGCGGAGCGCGGCCUUUUACAACGAACUCCUCAGGCCCUUUGAGGAUGCCACAGACCAUGUCGCAUCUGGCCCGGGACAAGCGGUGCUUGAUGAUUCUUCGGGAGAGGGGGUCAAGGCCAACAUCCCAGGAAGGUGUUUUCGUAUUCACGUCAAAGAAGGACAAGAGGUGAAUGUGGGAGAUGACGUGGCGUGGAUCGAGGCGAACAAGAUGGAGCUCAAAAUAUGCUCGCCAGUGCGGGGGAAGUGCACAAGGGUAUGUGUAGCGGCGGGCAGCAUCGUUAAUGCUGGUGAUGACUUGGUUGUCAUUGCUCCAGUGCCAUAGGACUGGGGGGGGUUGGCUGGAUUUGUUGAUCUUUGUCUACCUGGAGGGAGGUAGAUAUGGGGUAUUCCCAUGGACGAUGAAGCGGCCAGGCGGACAUUGAAGUGGAAUUUUUACAUGAUGGAUGAUUUUUUUUCAAUUGAACAAACAGAUUUGUUAAGCGAUAAAGCUAAAACCAUAAUUAUCC